This is a messenger RNA of Onychomys torridus (southern grasshopper mouse), 1546 nucleotides long. RefSeq names its product purine rich element binding protein B (gene Purb). Gene Ontology annotation, biological process: regulation of transcription by RNA polymerase II. The coding region runs from base 16 to 978 and encodes 320 amino acids. Gene Ontology annotation, molecular function: purine-rich negative regulatory element binding; DNA-binding transcription factor activity, RNA polymerase II-specific; RNA polymerase II transcription regulatory region sequence-specific DNA binding. Gene Ontology annotation, cellular component: nucleus. The record is from RefSeq and is a predicted model, not a curated record. The transcript has a single exon. Lineage: Eukaryota; Metazoa; Chordata; Mammalia; Rodentia; Cricetidae.
GCGGCGGCCGAGAAGAUGGCGGACGGCGACAGCGGCAGCGAGCGCGGCGGCGGCGGCGGCGGCGGGCCCGGCGGCUUCCAGCCCGCGCCGCGCGGCGGCGGCGGCGGGCCCGGCGGCGAGCAGGAGACGCAGGAGCUGGCCUCGAAGCGCCUGGACAUCCAGAACAAGCGCUUCUACCUGGACGUGAAGCAGAACGCCAAGGGCCGCUUCCUCAAGAUCGCCGAGGUGGGCGCGGGCGGUUCCAAGAGCCGCCUCACGCUGUCGAUGGCGGUGGCCGCCGAGUUCCGCGACUCGCUGGGCGACUUCAUCGAGCACUACGCGCAGCUGGGUCCCAGCAGCCCGGAGCAGCUGGCGGCGGGAGCCGAGGAGGGCGGCGGGCCGCGCCGCGCGCUCAAGAGCGAGUUCCUGGUGCGCGAGAACCGCAAGUACUACCUGGACCUCAAGGAGAACCAGCGCGGCCGCUUCCUGCGCAUCCGUCAGACGGUGAACCGCGGCGGCGGCGGCUUCGGCGGGGGACCCGGGCCCGGCGGCCUGCAGAGCGGCCAGACCAUCGCGCUGCCAGCGCAGGGUCUCAUCGAGUUCCGCGACGCGCUGGCCAAGCUCAUCGACGACUACGGGGGCGAGGAUGACGAGCUGGCCGGCGGCCCGGGAGGCGGCGCCGGCGGCCCAGGGGGCGGCCUGUACGGAGAGCUCCCGGAGGGCACCUCCAUCACGGUGGACUCCAAACGCUUCUUCUUCGACGUUGGCUGCAACAAGUACGGGGUGUUCCUGCGAGUGAGCGAGGUGAAGCCGUCCUACCGCAAUGCCAUCACCGUGCCCUUCAAGGCCUGGGGCAAGUUUGGAGGCGCCUUCUGUCGGUAUGCAGAUGAGAUGAAAGAAAUCCAGGAGCGACAGCGGGAUAAGCUUUACGAGCGACGCGGUGGGGGCAGCGGCGGCGGCGGCGACGAGUCCGAGGGUGAGGAAGUGGAUGAGGAUUGAAACGGGCAGCUUCCCGGGCUGGCCUCCCCCACCCCACCACCAUCCCCUUGGCUAGAGAGUUCCCUUUCCUCCUCGUCCCCAGUGAGCUAGUGGAGAGGGAUCAGGGGAGGCCGCAGACGGAGACAACAAAAUUUAAAAUAAUAUAGUUAAGAGAAAUAACCAUAAGAAAACAGUCACAGACAAUUAGAGAAAAACAGUAAAGUUCCAAGGCACUGCCAGCAACCUGCAAAGAGGACAGCAGCAUCUCCUCACCUGCGCAAGAGUCUCAGCUUCUGUUGAAACCCGAGGUUCGUAAAUUCAUCAGGAUAACACUGGAGGGGAUAGGUCUUCGAACGUCUGAGUUACCCAGACUCGUCCAUUGAUAACAGUUGAAUUUGUGUUGUACCUGGGUCAUCUGGUCUUAGGAUCCUUCCGGGCCUCCCUCCACCGCCAUUGAAAUCAGCAUUUUGGAGCUAGGUCCUAAUGGAAUCUGAGAAGAAAGGCCUUUGCAGUUACCCAGUUCCGAGGGUACAGGUUUAUGAAAAGGAAUGCAAUUUUACACAAUCAUGGACAGGGCAAGAUAAGAAUU